Parus major (Great Tit) is the source of this 9609-nucleotide messenger RNA. It is a transcript of the gene HHIP, whose product is annotated as hedgehog interacting protein. The record is from RefSeq and is a predicted model, not a curated record. The transcript has 13 exons. Bases 481 to 2574 code for a protein of 697 amino acids. Lineage: Eukaryota; Metazoa; Chordata; Aves; Passeriformes; Paridae.
CAGCAGCAGCAGCAGCGGAGGGGGCAUCGCCCGGCCCGGCCGCCGCCGCAGUCCCGCCGCGGGGACACCCUUCCUAUGGGACGACAAGUGAAGGGCUGCUGCCGCCGCCCGCUGCCCGGCCCCCCCCGAGCCUCGGCGCUUCGGCGCGGCAGCGGCAGCUGCUAAAACCUGUGCCGCUCGCACAACUUCGCCGGCUUCGAGCAUCCUCCCGCCGGGGCUCGGGGGCUCGGUUCCCCCCCGUUGCUGCCUCUUUGCGUCCGCCUUUUUGGAAGAAGCGGCGGUGGCCGAGGUGCUAUUCCUCCGUCGGCGCUUUAGCCGCCUCCAGACUUAUUCUCCUCCAGACUUUCCCCUUCUGGGGGAGGGAGGUGGUUUCCUGAUCUGAAGUGCAAAGAAAAGUCAGUGGGAUUCCCCUCCUUCCUUCUCCCCCCACCCACCCCCCCCCCACCCCCGGUUUGGGUGCAUUCACACGCUCCCUCAGGCAUGAUGCUCAAGAUGCUGCCGUUUAAGCUGCUGCUGGUGGCCGUGGUUCUGUGCUUCUUCGAGGGGGAUGCCAAGUUUGGGGAGAGCGGCGCCCGGAGGAGAAGGUGCCUCAACGGGACCCCGCCGCGGCGGCUGAAGAAGCGGGACCGGCGGGUGCUGUCCCCGGAGGCCCCGGGCGGCGGGGAGGCGAUGUGCCGCGGCCUCUACCCCCGCCUGUCCUGCUGCUCCCGCUCCGAGGCGCAGGGACUACCGCACGGCGAGGCCAAGGUCCUUUCUGUUACCAACAACACAGAAUGUGGAAAGCUACUGGAGGAAAUCAAGUGUGCACACUGCUCACCUCACGCUCAGAACCUAUUCCACUCACCUGAGAAAGGGGAAACUCCUGAAAAAGAACUAAUGCUUCCCUACCUGUGCAAAGACUAUUGUAAAGAAUUCUAUUACACCUGCAGAGGUCAUAUACCAGGUUUCCUCCAAACUACAGCUGAUGAGUUUUGCUAUUACUAUGCAAGAAAAGAUGGUGGUGUGUGCUUUCCAGAUUUUCCAAGAAAACAAGUGCGAGGGCCGGCUUCUAACUCCCUGGACCACAUGGAAGAAUAUGACAAAGAGGAAGAGAUCAGCAGAAAACACAAGCACAACUGCUUCUGUAUUCAGGAGGUUGUGAGCGGACUAAGGCAACCUGUUGGAGCAGUACAUUGUGGGGAUGGAUCCCAUCGCCUCUUUAUUCUUGAGAAAGAAGGAUACGUGAAGAUUUUUACUCCCGAAGGAGACAUACUCAAGGAGCCUUUUUUGGAUAUACACAAGCUUGUUCAAAGUGGAAUAAAGGGAGGAGAUGAAAGAGGACUGUUAAGCCUUGCAUUCCACCCCAAUUACAAGAAAAAUGGAAAGCUGUACGUGUCUUAUACCACCAACCAAGAACGGUGGGCUAUUGGACCUCAUGACCACAUCCUUAGGGUCGUGGAGUACACAGUAUCCAGGAAAAAUCCACACCAAGUUGACAUGAGGACAGCAAGAGUGUUUUUAGAAGUAGCAGAACUACAUCGAAAACAUCUAGGAGGACAGCUGCUGUUUGGCCCAGAUGGUUUCCUGUACAUUUUUCUUGGAGAUGGCAUGAUCACUCUGGAUGACAUGGAGGAGAUGGAUGGUUUAAGUGAUUUUACAGGUUCUGUACUGCGCCUCGAUGUCAAUACUGACUUGUGCAAUGUGCCUUAUUCCAUCCCACGGAGCAACCCACACUUCAAUAGCACAAACCAACCUCCUGAGAUUUUUGCACAUGGACUCCACAAUCCAGGCCGGUGUGCUGUGGACCGGCACCCAACAGAUGUAAACAUCAAUUUAACUAUACUUUGUUCAGAUUCAAAUGGAAAGAACAGAUCUUCAGCAAGGAUCUUACAAAUAAUAAAGGGCAAAGACUAUGAGAGUGAGCCCUCACUUCUAGAAUUCAAACCAUUUAGCAGUGGGUCCCUGGUUGGUGGAUUUGUGUAUCGGGGCUGCCAGUCGGAGAGGCUCUAUGGAAGUUAUGUGUUUGGAGACCGCAAUGGAAAUUUUUUAACACUGCAACAGAGUCCUGCAACCAAACAGUGGCAAGAGAAACCCCUCUGUCUUGGCAACACCGGCUCAUGUAGAGGUUUCUUUUCAGGCCCUGUCUUGGGAUUUGGAGAAGAUGAAUUAGGUGAGAUUUACAUAUUAUCAAGCAGUAAAAGUAUGACACAGCCUCACAGUGGAAAACUCUACAAGAUUGUUGACCCAAAAAGGCCUUUAAUCCCUGAAGAAUGCAAAAGAACAGCUCAGCCUGCACAGAUACUGACAUCUGAAUGCUCAAGGCAUUGUCGGAACGGGCACUGCACUCCCACAGGAAAAUGCUGCUGUAAUCAAGGCUGGGAAGGAGAGUUCUGCAGAACUGCAAAAUGUGACCCAGCCUGUCGACAUGGAGGUGUCUGUGUAAGGCCCAAUAAAUGCUUAUGUAAAAAAGGCUAUCUGGGCCCCCAGUGUGAACAAGUGGAUAGAAACAUCCGAAGAGUGACAAGGGCAGGUAUUCUUGAUCAGAUCCUAGACAUGACAUCUUAUUUGCUGGAUCUAACCAGCUACAUUGUAUAGUUUCUGGGACUAUUUGGAAACUCCACUUUCAACGGGCAUUUGUUUUGAAUCCUGUCAUUUUUGAAAGACUGUUAUCCUGCAACAAACACCGGUGAUUUGAUUUACUUUAUUAAUUUAAGUGUAAUACCCACCACUGUGCAGAAAAAUCCCUUGUAUGUGUGUAAAUAUUCCUGCACGUCUCCACAGACGUCCCGGUAUCCAACACGCGCACACAUACACACACAGCCGCUAUCACAAGUGCGGUUUUGCAGAGAGUGGAAUCUUUUUUUAAUAUUUAUUUCUUCAUGAGAAAUAGUUUACGAAGCAAGUCCACUGUAAAACACAUUUUCAUCAAAGGACUAUUCCUGAUGUCUUAAUGGAUUCUUUGACAUCCCAGAAAUCUCGUUCCCGUACCUAUCUGAUUAGAGCAGUGAGAAAGCAGUUUCCAAACAUCGCUGUAUAAACUGCUGGACUUAAUAAAAUCCAGUUGUAACAGUUUCUAAGGUAAACUGAACUCCAUCAUGAGACAAUAUUUCAGAACUGCUUAAUGCAUUCCUAUCUAGGCAAUUCAUUGUAAGACUGUAACCUUCACUUUCAUCAAUGUAACUCUAUUACAGAAUGUUAUUUCUUUAUCUAGCAUAGAUGCAAAAAUCUGGUUAUCGCAGCUUAAUAUCAAGAUUGUUUCAAGUGUUUAAUAAUUAAAUUAUAUUCGCAUAUUUCAAAACCAGUCAUCCUAGAAGGUCUGCUUUUUAUCAUAUUUUUUAUUUAACGAUGGGCACUGGGUUCAUGUUACAUAUUUAUAUUAUUUUAUUUUAUUUUUAUAAUAUAGAAAUCACCUAGAUGAGACAGCUUUACCAUGUCCUGUAAAAUACUAAAGUUACAUUUUUCACCAACUUAAUUGGAAAGACUGGGAAAGAGAGAGCAAACACACACACACUUCAACGUGUUGUGGAUCUAAUCUAGAAAUGUACCUUUGUGUCAACUUGUGUUCAUUUACACAGGAUGAGAAAAAAAGCAGACGCCCAGCAACCAUAAUAAAAUUACAGCAUGUGUUAAAAGUGUCCAUAAAGUGAUUUCCACUGUAGCAGGGCAGUGUAGGAGGUGAUACACAGGCAGACUCUGCUGAUGCCACACGGAAUGGGGCGUCCCGGAGCGAGAGCUCCCACAAGCGCGUGCUGCCUGUGCACGGUGUCACUUGUACAAAACCUACAGCACUUCCUGCCAAACACAGCUCUAAAUAUACCUUGGAGAGCCAACAGUAAACCCAGUCUUUGUAAAUAUAUCAAUAAAUGUGGUGUACAAGCUGUAGUCAGGUUUUCUAAGGUAUUAAUUAAUUACAUGUAUCUGCAGAACUGGUGCCCUCAUCUCCAGCUCUAAUUGCAGUUUCUUCGUUCACUACUUACCAACUAUCAGGUUUCCUUUGCACUACCUGAAAACUACCUACUGCAGCUUUUACAAAAUCUUGCUGAAGAAAAGAAAGCAGAGCAGCCCCAGUGUGCACAUCCUGUGGUCCUUAGAAGUAGCUGCUCAUGCAUCAAAGAUUGACAACACUUUAGCCAAACAUAUCUAAAAGAGUUUUACCGUGUCAAUCUCCAGUAGUAAAAUCAUCUCUCCAGGCCAGCAACAUGCAGCAAAUUUUCCCUUAUAGAAAUUUAUCAGUGUUCAUUUAGUAAGUAUUAAAUCUGAAAUUACAGCAUAUCUGAUACUUGCAUUUCUGUGUCUCACACAUUCCAGCUCCGAGGAACAAUUACAUUCGCCUUCCAUAUAUGUUUGCCUGGGUUUCGAGUGACCUCAUGCCAAAUGGAAAUUGGUUGAGAAAUCUUGGUUAAGUGCUCAGAGAACAAUGGUCUGCAUUAAAAAGUGCAUGCAUAAUUUUGCACAAUGUAGAUUCAACUGACAGUCCAUUGAAAGACAUCUUGGGAUUAAAUGAGCAUGAAGACCAAAUUGCCCUCUCACCCCAGAAAAGGGUGGUCCCUUAUAGUCACACGAACACUUCAUUGGCUAAGCAGUGUGACCAAUCUUAAAAUGAACCCCGUGGUAGCAUCUGUAGGUUAAUAGCAGCUCUUUGUCUCCUCUGCUUUCUGCCUUUAGUCUUCCCCCUGAAUUCCAUCACAAAAAGUUUUACAAUUAAAAAAUGUCCUGACAACCAUUUUUGUAAAUUGACCUUAGCAUCUAAUCUUUCCUUAUUCAACGUGGGUGACAAAAAUGUGAACUUCUCAUGAAUGAGCCAGCUGUCUAAAUCUGUCACACAGCACGGUUUUAUUACACUCUUCAUAAUCAGCAAGGCAAGAAAGCUGCUGAAGUAUUUUACUUUCAGUUUAAAUAUCUGACAGAGAUAACAUCUUUAACACUUUCUUCAAUGAAAUAUAUUUAAAAAUAAACCCAACUUUUACUCCACUGUGACAUGUUAUUUUCAACAACCAGCUGGGAAGAUGUGAUAGUUCUUUUUCUCACUGCUUAAUGCCUUAAAAAAUACCACAGAUGGCACCUAAAUUGAAGAUUCACAAUACUGUAUAUAUGCCACAGUCAUGCAGAGAACAGAAAACAAUGUUCUUGGAGUUUUGAUCUUAAUAAUAAAUACAAUUUAGUUUACUAGGGAAAUCCAAAAAUAAAACUCCAGUAAGAGCUAAGAACGAAAUCCAGGCCUCAUUCAAAUCAAUGACAAAAACUCACAUUGACUGUGCUGCAUCCAGAAAAUCACUUUCAAAAUUAAACAAAAUUUAAGCAAAAUUCUUCACUUUGUUUUAUUUUAAAAAAAAUAAAAAUCUACUCUGAGUCAUUCCAUAAAAACUUCAAAACUAAGAUAUAAUCUAAGUGAAGGUUAGGGGGAGAGGGGAGAUACUUUGUGAAACUGUUUUGGUUCAUUUUUAAAUCAUCUUUUAUAUUGUGUGAAAGCAGGCAUCCUUCUUCAUAGGAAUUCCCAGUGGAAAAGAAGUAUUCUCAUAAAAAAAAAACCAAACCAAAAAAAGACACAAAAAAUCCUAGUUGCUUAUUUAUCAAAAGAAAAUUAUACUAUUAAAAAGAGUGAGCAAACCCCAGGCCUAGCCACCCAAGAUGCUGAUAUAAAAAGGGCAACUGCAGUAAUUGCCCUGAGAAUUGGCAUACAAAAAAACAAAAAAAAAAGGGUCUGUAGAAAGCCUGUUGCCAGUUAGGUCAUUCUGCAGCCAUUCUCACACAACCUCCGAGAGUGUCCCAGAAUAAAACUGAGCUUAUAAAUGAAACUAGAUAAAUGAGGCAAUUAGAUAAGGGCCUCCAGAAGGGAUUUUAUGUAUGUGUUCGAGUUGUCUCUGUCUCUGUGUCUCUCUCCCCUAAUCUUUUAUUCCAUUCAUUUCUUCCUUUAUUCGGAGAUACUGCCUCUCUGUUCCCAACACAUUGUACAUUUCAAGCAUUCUUUCAGCCUUUCUGCUGCUAAAGGAGAACAAACGUACCUGUUGCAAGAAACAUGACUCUCCCUGAUGCCUGCUAGUGUUAAACCCCUGCUUUAUUAUUUUGGGACAGAAAACUCAUCCUUCUCUUUUUAAAUGCUGCUGAUCAGAAAGAAGGCAUAUUAUUGGAAUAUAAGGAGAAACAGCUUUACUCCAUAGAUAAAAAGAUGUUAUGCAAAAUCAGCUCCAAAUCGUUUCACUCCGUUUCAGAAAAACAGUAAACUCAUUUUUCUGCUGUGCCCAAUAAGAAAUACUAACUCACAGCCUCCCCCUCUGGGAAUAAAUUUCUGUUAACAGACAGGGACACAGAUCCAAACCCUUUUUACCUUUAAGUCCUCGCACUUUAUUCUAUUUCAUUGCAAACGAAGUGUAAGACAGGUAUAAAUAAGAAUAUAAAUUCUGUAUCACUGGCAUGACACCUCUGUGUAUCUAUCUCCCUUUUUCACUCACUUGUCCAUAUUUGGUUUUGCAGCUCCUUCCUUUCUAGACCCACAGCAAACAUCAGAAAUCCCUGGUUGCUGCAGGGGCUUAUUAUUUUUGAAAGUGCCUGACAAAUGUGUGCAUCAAAAUCUUCCUAGCAGGCUGAGGCUUUUAUCUUAUGGUCAUUCCACAGAAUUUUGUUCUUUUAUAGUGACUUCAAGUACUGUGUCUUAGCUGGGCAUUUACAGUUCAGGUGUACCAGCCUCACACAGCUCAGACACAGACAGACUGAAGCUGGAGGAAGGCAGAAAUCACUUCAGUUAUUGUGCUUAUCACAAAGUUACCCAUUGCAGUGACCAGUGAUCAGAUGGCUUAUCUGGAAACCAGAAUGAUGUCCCUGGCAUGAUGAAAUGUAGAUUUUCAGUACACAUUUUCUCUAAUAUGGGUUGAGAAACAAGGACCUUUUCCUGUAAAAUUAUGCAAAAUGGAGACACUAGAAAUAUGAACAAGCAAUUCCACAGGUGUAAAGUUGCACUAUGGUGAAAGUGAGUAUUCAUACAUGUAGCUCUAAUUGCAUCCAUGAAAUAGGCAUUUGCAAGAUUAGUUCUACAUGGAAAAAACAAGUCCAAGAAUAGCCUGUUCUGCUAAUUUCUCCGUAAUCAUGUAAAUUCUUAAAAGAUAUUAAUGCAUUUUAAUUUACUAUCCUUGAGAUUAUCUAUGUAUCAGUUCAUUUAGGAAUUAUACCACUUUGAUCUUCUGUCCAACUUAAAAGUUGUCCUUUGUCUUGCAAAAAACAGGAGGAAGGCAAGUGGAAAAUAAAAACUAAUUAUAUUCAUUUUGCAAUAUUAAAAAAAUAUAAAGUAACAUUCUCAUAAAAAAUGCAGUCAACCCUUUAAAUUUAUUUCAAUUCAAAUUUGCAGAAAAUUUGUACCAAAUAAUUUGGGUUCUGGCUACAAAAACCUGAUAAAUAAAUAUUUCCCUAAGUAGUUUUGGGAUAAAAUGUUUCAGAAACAUUGAAAAAAAUUUAAGACUGUUUUGCUGAAAAAUUUGUUCUUUUCAACAACAGAAUAAUUCAGUGAAAUAAGGCAUGUACUUUUUGGGAUAUAGGUGUGAAACAGCAGAAGCCACCUGAAAGCUUAGUACAGGAUUACUUUAAUCUUUCAGGGCCUGACUCCAAGCCCAUUGAUGUCAACUGAUAAUCUCCUAUUGACUUCAUUAGUUAUAGGAUUAAGUCCUUAAGAGAUAUCCACUUAGCUGGCAGAAGAUCUUAACUUCAGACAUCAGUGCACACAUGACCUCUCUGUGUCUGCAUCUGCAGCAUUAGACUGAUGUUUUGUGGACUAAGAGUGCAGACCCAGCCCUGCAGAAAGCCCAGAAGAGCUUUCCAAUCCUCCUGGGUUUCCUUAUAGGUAUUGCCAGCAUUUACACAAAAUCUACCUGACUUCUUGGUACUUUUUAAAUGUCCAGCAAUCAGCUGAUGUGAAAGUUCACGGUGACUCACCUGCUCCCCUGAGCUCUCAGUCAUGAAAAAGUAAUGAAAAAGAUUAUUCUAUGCUACAGACAUUCACAAACAUUUAAUAUUCUGGCUUAUAGACAAAUAAUGUGUGUCUUUACCUGUUCUCUACUGCACACAGACAGGCUUUGAUAAACAAAAUUGUCAGACAUUCUUGCACAGACAGCAGGCAUUACCAUAGCAGAGUUUUAUUUCUACUGAUAAAAAACAACUUUCCCUCAUUUCCAUCAACACAUUAUCAAGAGGGUCCAGUGUAUCAUAUAGUAAAGGUCCUUCUGUGGUCUAUGAGAUUUUUCCUAUUUAUUUUCAUUUUGUGAUGAAGUAAGCAAAUAUUUUAAGUGAAAAACUGCUUAAAUUCACAGGAAAUUUCAGAAAGGCAGCAUCAGCUAAAGCAUGUGAAUAUACACAAUGGCUGUGCUCACAGUAUUCUUGGAAAAAAGGCAGAGAGAGUUGGCUGGUUUGGAGACAGGGUUUUUUUUUUAUGUAGGAUACAUUUUACAGUAGGACAAAAGGGUGUUUUGCAUCACAAGGCAGUAACAAACAACCCCAUUUUCUGAGUGUUCCUAGGAGGAGCUGCUAAAAAGAAAAUGCUCUAGGCAGUCAAAACUGGUGUGCAGAAUGGACUUAAUUCAUAUCAAGACAUACUGAGACCAGAAACCACCUGGUAUUAAGUCACCAGCUGUAGCUUGUAGUGCUCUCCAUUAGUACCAGAAGCAGUAACCCUACCCUGUGAAUUAUCCAGAAAUGCUAUUAGCUGCCCCCCACAAAAUAUACUGCAGAAUUAAAACUUCAAUUCCCCUUUGAGGACUAUUAGGUUGUAAUGGGAGCCAAGCAGAAAAGGAAGUAACAAACUUCUGUCACUUGAGAACAUUACUGUAGUGGCAUUCCCCUGUUCAACUAGUUUUAUUUCAUAGUACCUGUCAGGAAUUGUAUGUACAUUUAAGAUGUGGGAAAAUAGCCUAGAAAAUAUCACUCAAACUGGGUUUAAGCAUCUUCAGUAAGCUGAAUUAUACUACUAAGCAUAUACAGGCACCGAUCUAGCUGGGAGCACAGGAGUAAUUUUAAGCAUAUGAUCCUCACUGAAGUCAUGUGCUGAACAUUAUUAAUAUAAUUAAAUGCUUUCUUGGUCUGAGACCUUGCAAGUCUACCUACACGGACUCCAUAUGCUAUAUGUGCAUUUCUUUUUGGGGAGACAGCAGGACUGAAGUUCCCAACAAGAGAAUUCAGUUGCUGUCUGUCACAAAUUCUAUAUAACCUGAAAUAAUCGCAUCUUUGUGCCUCCACUUCCCAUCCAAAAAUUAGUGAAAUCAAUCCUUGUAAAGCGCUUUGAGCUCUUCAAAUGAAAAGUGCUAUAAAAACUACAAAUUAUUAUUAUAUUAUUGAACACCAUGUAUGUAUACACACUAUUAUGUAAUAUAUAAUAUAUGUAUAAUGCAUAUAAAUUCUAACAAAUGUAUUUGUGUAAUAUCUGAGAAAUGGAACAGUUGUAUCUGGAAGUGAUAAAUACAUAGAGUUGGAUUUAUUGUUAAUCUGUGGAUUUAAUGAUUUUUUUUUAGACAAAAGGAUGUUUAAGUGUAUAAUUUCUUUUCUUAAUUUAAUAUAUUUAUGUAAAUGCAUGCCUGAAGUUCUGAUUAGAUAGUUAUUCUGUGUCCCUUAAGCUAAUAAAAUAUAUUAAACUUUAUCUUACUAUAUAAGGUA